AUGGGUUCGAAAAUAGAAUACGUGGAUUCGUCACAUUUGUACGCCACGAACUAUGUCCGUAAUUCGAAAGCUAUCGGCGUGCUUUGGGCAAUAUUCACGAUUUGCUAUGCGAUUAUAAGCGUUGUCGCGUUCGUGACGCCGGAGUGGAUCGGCGAUCUCGACACCGAGUACCCUAGAAAGUUUGGCUUGUGGCAAAUCUGUAGGGCGGACGAGGCCGUCGAGGACUGCAAAGGGAGGCUCGACGAAUUCAUGUCCAUAAACGGCUUCGUCUUCAAGGCGUGCACGGUGCUGGUGGCGGUGGCCGUGGCGCUGGCUUUGUUUACCAUUUGCUCGCUCCUUUUGUUUUUCUUCUGCCAAUCCACGACAGUGUUUCACAUUUGUGGCUGGCUGCAGUUGUUAUCAGGUUAG
Leptosia nina is the source of this 408-nucleotide messenger RNA. The record is from the annotation of a GenBank genome assembly. NCBI's taxonomy places the organism in Eukaryota, Metazoa, Arthropoda, Insecta, Lepidoptera, Pieridae.